Sipha flava (yellow sugarcane aphid) is the source of this 3328-nucleotide messenger RNA. RefSeq names its product transducin-like enhancer protein 4 (gene gro). The transcript is spliced from 20 exons. Gene Ontology annotation, molecular function: transcription corepressor activity; protein binding. Gene Ontology annotation, cellular component: nucleus; transcription regulator complex. Gene Ontology annotation, biological process: negative regulation of canonical Wnt signaling pathway; regulation of DNA-templated transcription. Bases 564 to 2852 code for a protein of 762 amino acids. NCBI's taxonomy places the organism in Eukaryota, Metazoa, Arthropoda, Insecta, Hemiptera, Aphididae. The record is from RefSeq and is a predicted model, not a curated record.
CGCGCGGGGUGAUGAGGCGGCGGGGCGUCCGUGUUCACACACCGGCUCAGUCGACGGCUCCUCUUCAGUGCUCCGUUGGUCUUCGUGUUGUGCGUUUGCCCGUCCGUACACUUUGCGCGUCGCACGAACCGCGUCUCGCGCAAACAUUUUCCCCAUUAAUAUUUUACACUCUCGUAUUGUUUAUUCCGAGUGCGUGUGCGUGUCCGGGCUGCACUCUCUCUAUCUCACCGACGGAUUACUAAUCGUGUGCGUCGUGGCGUUCCCGUCCAGUGCCGUUCGAUUUCAUUCGUCGUUCCUCGGUCCCAGCAGUGUGUCUCCGAGCGUGCUUCGGUUCGUCCGGUCAUACGUAAUUGUUGUCUGUUCCGUCGUGUGCCGUCCGCACCGCGUGUCGACUUCUUAUCGAGUAUCGCCCGAUAAUCUGUGAAGAAACCGUUUGUAAAAUUUACGCGUGUCUGUGUCUGUGUGUGUGUGUGUGUGUGUGGUGCGAAUUGCCGUUCGAUCCCGCCUGCCGCCGAUCAAACCGAGUGACAUUUGAUUUUGCGGCCAUGAGCUGCUAACACGUCAUGUACGCCGCAGCCACGAUGAACGCAGCAGCUGUAGCGGCCGCUGCCCGGCACCCGGGCCCACCGCAGCCGGGGCAGCCGUUCAAGUUUACCAUUGGUGAAUCGUGCGACCGGAUCAAGGAAGAAUUCAAUUUCCUUCAAGCCCAAUAUCACACCCUGAAAAUGGAAUGCGAAAAAUUGGCCAGCGAGAAAAUCGAAAUACAAAGGCAUUACGUAAUGUACUACGAGAUGUCAUACGGCCUUAACGUAGAAAUGCAUAAACAGACGGAAAUUGCAAAGCGUUUGAACGCCAUCAUCGCGCAGAUAAUGCCUUUUCUUUCGCAAGAGCACCAGCAGCAAGUAGCGACGGCGGUGGAAAGAGCGAAACAAGUGACCAUGACCGAACUUAACGCCAUCAUAGGGCAACAACGUCCAGAUCUGCCCAGAUUAUUGCAACAAAUGCACGCGCAGCAGUUACCGCACGCGGGCCACGCGCCUCCGAUUCCGAUGAUGCCUCAUCCCGGACUUCCGGGACCGCCGGUGACCGCGGCAGCCAGCCUGCUGGGGCUAGCUGGAGCCGCCGGUUCCUCGUCUCAUCCGUUGGCCAUGUUGGGUUCCAAACCGAACGAUUUGCACAGGGGUGCCGAUUCGGAUAAACCGUCGUCGGCCAUCGGAAUGAGUUCAGCCGAAGAAAGACACAGAAGUUCCAUAUCACCUGCAGAAAGGGAGAAAUUUCGCGUCAGGAGCUCUCCGGAUAUUGAACCACAUAAGAAAGUGAAAAAAGAAGAAAAAGAUUGUCACGCGAGUGAUGGGGAAAAAAGCGAUCAAGAAUUGGUUGUUGACGAUGCCAGUGAGGACCCUGUCUCGCCGCUUAAUGGUACAGCUUCACCUAGAGAAAACGGAAUUGACAAGUUACAACCCAAAAAAGAACACAAUAUUGGACCACAUAGUCCACGAAGUGGGACUUCGUCCAAUGCAAGCACUCCAUCCACAAAGAAAUUAGAAGACAAACCCAGCACGCCAAUAUCGAAGUCAAUCACUCCGACAAGCGGUGGCAGUGGUUGCAGCGGAGCCGCCGGUUCCUCGAUGAAACCCAUGGUUAAAGGACCUUCCUUAGCACAAUACCCGCAUUACCUGGCAGGCGGUGCAAAUCCACAUGAUCUUCAGGCGGCCGCAGUAGCUGCCGGCGCUUACGGCGCUUUGCACAAUAAUUUGCCACCGGCGGCCGGUUUGAACAGUUACCCGAGACCGGCGUUGGUCGGUUACGAUCCUCAUACACAAAUGAGAGCACCGCUCGGACCGGGACUGGGAAUUCCUGGCGGAAAACCAGCUUAUUCGUUUCACGUCAGCGCUGAAGGCCAAAUGCAACCCGUGCCUUUUCCGCCCGAUGCUCUGAUGGGUCCUGGCAUCCCUAGACACGCCCGUCAAAUCAACACUCUUGGGCACGGUGAAGUCGUGUGCGCUGUGACCAUCAGCAACCCCACCAAGUACGUGUAUACCGGCGGAAAGGGCUGCGUCAAAGUGUGGGACAUCAGUCAACCCGGAUCCAAGUCACCCGUAUCUCAACUAGACUGUUUGCAACGUGAUAACUAUAUAAGAUCUGUAAAACUUCUGCCGGAUGGCCGGACGCUUAUUGUCGGCGGAGAAGCAAGUAAUUUGAGUAUAUGGGAUCUAGCCUCGCCGACACCGAGAAUAAAAGCUGAGCUAACAUCUAGUGCGCCUGCGUGUUACGCAUUAGCUAUUAGUCCAGAUUCAAAGGUUUGCUUUAGUUGUUGUUCGGAUGGUAACAUAGCAGUAUGGGAUUUACACAACCAGACUUUGGUAAGACAGUUCCAAGGGCAUACAGACGGAGCGUCAUGCAUAGACAUCUCUUCGGACGGUUCCAAAUUGUGGACAGGAGGUCUGGACAACACUGUUCGCUCUUGGGAUUUGAGAGAAGGUCGACAGCUACAACAACACGAUUUCUCGUCUCAGAUAUUUUCUUUGGGAUAUUGUCCAACUGGAGAAUGGUUAGCCGUUGGUAUGGAGAAUUCCAAUGUAGAAGUAUUACAUGCUCUAAAACCAGAUAAAUACCAGCUACAUCUACACGAAUCUUGCGUUUUAUCCUUACGUUUUGCAACCUGUGGUAAAUGGUUUGUGUCAACGGGCAAAGACAAUUUACUUAAUGCAUGGCGCACACCGUAUGGCGCUUCUAUAUUCCAAUCUAAAGAAUCUUCUUCUGUGCUGAGCUGUGACAUAUCAGCCGAUGACAAAUAUAUUGUAACUGGUUCUGGAGAUAAGAAAGCAACUGUUUACGAAGUUAUAUACUAGUAAAUAAUGCAAAAUGAGAAUUUCAUCUAUUCGGUGUUCAUUAGGUGUAGAAGAAAAACUCCAGGUGUUUAGCGUUUAUUGAACAUUUUUUUGUGAUAAUUAUUUCCAACCUAAUAUAAUGACUAUUAUGACUUAGCCUGUAAACUUUAAUUUACAUGUAGCAUAUAUAUAAAACAAAACAUAAUCUAAUAUAAAAAAUUUUUUUAUUGAAAAAAUGUAUGUAAUAUAAACAUUAUAAAUUAAUAUUUGAGAUAAAUUGUUUUAAUAUGUAACCUGUUAUUAACACUGGUAUUCAUGGCUAUUUAUGUUUCUAUCAAAGUCUCACUGUUUUUGAAAAUGGAUUCUGUGAUUUCCAAAAUGAUAACCAUGAAUACUAGUAUUUCAACAGUUUUGACUUUCAACUAUAUUGUGAAUAAUAUAAAAGUAAUAUUAUUAUUGUCCACUAUGUGAAUUCUCACAAAAUAUAUCUUUAAAAU